UAUAUACAUUCCUCAGCUAGCGCACUGUUCCUCAAAUAUCUGUCCGCCUCUCAGCUUUUCCCUUCCCAUCGACGCGAUCAAACCUAGAGGAGUUUUCCGAGUUGUUUACAGAUACCUUCACCAUGGGUAAGGAAAAGGUUCACAUCAGUAUUGUUGUCAUAGGCCAUGUCGACUCUGGGAAGUCAACCACCACUGGUCAUUUGAUCUACAAGCUUGGAGGUAUUGACAAGCGUGUGAUUGAGAGAUUUGAGAAAGAAGCUGCAGAGAUGAACAAGAGGUCCUUCAAGUAUGCAUGGGUUCUUGACAAGCUCAAGGCUGAGCGUGAGCGUGGUAUCACCAUUGAUAUUGCCUUGUGGAAGUUCGAGACCACAAAAUACUACUGCACUGUCAUUGAUGCUCCUGGACAUCGUGACUUCAUCAAGAACAUGAUCACGGGAACCUCACAGGCUGAUUGUGCUGUUUUGAUCAUUGAUUCCACCACUGGUGGUUUUGAGGCUGGUAUUUCCAAGGAUGGUCAGACUCGUGAACAUGCAUUGCUUGCUUUCACUCUGGGUGUGAAGCAAAUGAUUUGUUGCUGCAACAAGAUGGAUGCAACAACCCCCAAGUAUUCAAAGGCUAGGUAUGAUGAAAUUGUCAAGGAGGUGUCAUCCUACCUGAAGAAGGUUGGAUACAACCCGGACAAAAUCCCUUUUGUUCCCAUUUCUGGAUUCGAGGGUGACAACAUGAUUGAGAGAUCCACAAACCUUGACUGGUACAAGGGACCAACCCUUCUUGAGGCUCUUGACAAUGUCAAUGAGCCCAAGAGGCCGUCUGACAAGCCCCUCCGUCUCCCACUUCAGGAUGUCUACAAGAUUGGUGGCAUUGGUACUGUACCUGUUGGCCGUGUUGAGACAGGUGUGAUUAAGCCAGGUAUGGUGGUCACUUUUGGGCCAACUGGUCUGACCACUGAAGUGAAGUCUGUUGAGAUGCAUCACGAGUCUCUUCCAGAGGCCCUCCCUGGUGACAAUGUUGGAUUCAAUGUUAAGAAUGUUGCUGUGAAGGAUAUCAAGCGUGGUUAUGUUGCUUCAAAUUCCAAAGAUGACCCUGCUAAAGAAGCUGCGAGUUUCACUGCACAGGUCAUCAUCAUGAACCACCCUGGUCAGAUUGGGAAUGGGUAUGCGCCGGUUCUGGACUGCCACACCUCUCACAUUGCUGUCAAGUUUUCUGAGCUGUUGACCAAGAUUGAUAGACGGUCUGGUAAAGAGCUUGAGAAGGAGCCAAAGUUCUUGAAGAAUGGAGAUGCGGGAAUGGUGAAGAUGGUUCCCACAAAGCCUAUGGUUGUGGAAACUUUUGCUGAGUACCCGCCUCUUGGGCGUUUUGCUGUGAGGGAUAUGCGUCAAACUGUUGCUGUGGGAGUCGUCAAGAGUGUUGAAAAGAAAGAACCUUCUGGUGGUCCUAAGCAGACCAAGUCUGCCUUGAAGAAGAAGUGAACUGUGCUGGUUGCUCAGAAUGUGUGGCUUAAUAAAGAACAUAGUCUGCUUUGUUUUUUGUGUUUCGUUUUGCCUUGUCCGUUUGGUGCCUAUUCUCAGAAUUGGGUGCUUGACCGGCGGUGGCGAGUCUGAGUGUCUGUUUUCUUUCGUGAUGGAUUGUGUUCAAUGAUUUUAAUGAUUUUAUGUUUGAGUUGCCUUUGCCAUCUUUCUUCCAAAGUGGCACAGGAUAUUUGUCAGACUUUUUAGUUAAUUUGGGAUAUCAAUCUGAGCUACUUUUUUCUGUCAUAUCCUAUGUUUCU
Molecule: messenger RNA, 1768 nt
Organism: Cuscuta europaea
Lineage: Eukaryota; Viridiplantae; Streptophyta; Magnoliopsida; Solanales; Convolvulaceae
Source: the annotation of a GenBank genome assembly